AUGAACCAAGCACUUUUAAAUGAUAACAAUAGUUUCUCCACAAAUCAAUACAACAUAGAAGCAUGUCAGGAAAAUGACUCUUGUACACUAUUCAACAUUAAUCCAAAUUGUAUGGGUGAUAUUGUUAAUCGAACAAAUAUGGAAGGUGAAAUGUUUAGUCAGUGGAGAUAUGCAUUGAAUGUGAUGAUUAUCGCUCUACAAAUUCUAUCUGCCAUCUUUAUAUUUUGUGGUAAUCUUCUAGUGAUUUUAGCUGUUGCAACAAGCAAGAGAUUAAGACGUAUUACUGAUCUAUACAUUGUAUCACUUGCUCUAGCUGAUCUACUUGUCGCAGUCCUAGUUCUACCACUUUCUAUCAUGCGUCAAGUAUAUGGAUAUUGGCCUUAUGAAUCACAUGAACUAUGUAUAUACUGGCUUUCACUUAACGUGUUACUGUGUUCUGCUUCCAUAUUAAACUUGUGUUGUAUAUCUGUGGAUCGAUAUAUUGCCAUAAAUUAUCCAAUGAAAUAUUACAGAAAACGAACACGUCAAACUGCAUUAGCCAUGAUUGGAGGUGCUUGGACAGUAUCAUUGCUAUUCAUGAUCCCACCGAUAUUCGGCUAUCAGCAUCAUACGGGUGUAGGACAAUGUUAUGUAAGAAGUGAUAUAGGAUAUAGAUUUUUCACAGGAAUCGCAGCCUUCUUCAUUCCAUUUUUACUAGUCACUUUCAUUUAUAUUCGUAUAUUUUGGGUGAUUCGUCGUCGUUCGAAAGAAUUCGAAUUUGGUAAGUUUCCACUUGAUCCAAAAGAACAUCGAUAUGGUUCGUUCAAAUUGUUGUUCAGUCCUAGCAAAAUAUAUAACCACCACUUUGUACGUAUCAAAAGUUAUUUCAGUUCAGUAAGCUGCAAUCAAAGUCGGUCGUUUUUAUCAAACUACAGACAGUCUGACUUGUCUGUUCCAUGUAUUCUACAUAAAAGACACGAAGAUGACAAAGAGUGUGAUUUGAAUCAAUCUCAUGUUCUAAGUACCACCAGUUUACGAUUUAAUGAAGUUUCUGAACAAAUGGAGCGAGAAGAUUCAGAUACGUCUAGACAACACACACAAUAUAUUCAGAUGUCCCGAGUACCAAUGUUGCAUAGAACGACGAAAUCUGAUCUUAAUCAUUUCUCUACAUCGGUGGUUCAUGAUGCCACAAACAACACGGAAACGUGUAAUUCACCAACUACUGACACAAAUGAAGAUAAAUUCAACACCGAUUUCUUUCAAUCACUUGACAAGACAGUUGACACUUCUGUGAACGAUCCACAGAAUGGUCAACAACAAGAACAUCAACACACAUUAAUCAGUCAGAAUAAACAAAAUGUAAACUGCAAGUCAAAGCAUCCAAACACAAACACUAAAAUAACUUUUAAUCGACGUGAAUAUCUGGUAUUUAAAAGAGAACAGAAAACUGUCAAAACAGUUGGAACUGUAGUGUGUUGUUUUAUUUUAUGUUGGCUUCCAUUUGCUACUUUUCAUCUAGUAGAAGGAGUAUAUCAAUGUGUACUAUCAGAACGAAUUACAAUGGCAACUGCUUGGCCAGGUUACUUGAAUAGUAUGUGUAAUCCGAUAAUUUAUGCAUUUUGUAACAAAGAAUAUGCUGCUGCAUUUAAACGUUUAUUACAUAUUGGAAAGAAUCUAUGA
Molecule: messenger RNA, 1659 nt
Organism: Schistosoma turkestanicum
Lineage: Eukaryota; Metazoa; Platyhelminthes; Trematoda; Strigeidida; Schistosomatidae
Source: the annotation of a GenBank genome assembly